AGGAUGCUCAAGCUCACACGGGCAAGGGAGGAAGCGUGUCAUGAGAGGUGAUGACACAACCGUGGAGCCGUGGCCACAUCCUCGCUGACUAUCAUUUGGCUACCGGUGACUGUUUUUGGCCUCCUCCACUGCACCACAGGAAAGAGAGUCAGAGAUAGCUUACCUUCAGCUUAUCUAUCUCUUCCUGUCGUUUUUCACUUUGUUUGUGGAUGAUGGGAUUUUAGCCAUGUGGAAGGUAUCUGAGCCGGUCCCCUGGAUUUUGCUGACACUGUGCCUUGUCCCGCCUGGCCUUCCCUGAGCAGGAUGGACACUCUGGAAUCAGAGUUGACCUGCCCAAUCUGCUUGGAGCUCUUUGAGGACCCGCUGCUGCUCCCUUGCGCCCACAGCCUGUGUUUUGGCUGUGCUCACCGCAUCCUCAUCUCACACUGCUCCACCAACGAAUCGGUUCAAAGCAUCGGCGCUUUCCAGUGCCCCACAUGUAGAUAUGUCAUUUCCCUGAGCCCUGAGCGUGGACUUGAAGGACUCAAGAGAAACGUGACCUUGCAGAACAUAAUUGACAGAGUUCAGCGGGCCUCAUCUUCAGCUGGGCUUCCUCUCCCAUUGCCCCUCCCGGCACCCCAAAGCGGACCUAACUCUCCCGUCGAGGAAGAUAACGACCGAUUGGCCUUGGUGCCCCUCAGCGCUGCCAUGUCCAACCCAGGCACCCCACCAGAGCCGGUCCAGUGCCAGUUCUGCGAGCAAGACCCUCCACAGGAAGCAGUUAAGACAUGCGUGACGUGCGAAGUUUCUUACUGCGAGGAGUGCCUCAGGGCCACUCACCCCAACAAGAAGCCAUUUACUGGACAUCGGCUCAUUGAACCUAUGCCGGGAUCCCACCUACGAGGGCUCCAGUGCUUGGAGCAUGAGGAGGAAAAAGUCAACAUGUACUGUGUAACUGACGACCAGCUCAUCUGCUCCCUGUGCAAACUGGUGGGAAGGCACAGAGACCAUCAGGUGGCAGCACUGAGUGAGCGUUUUGAAAAACUCAGGCAAGCCUUGGAUUCUAAUCUAAGCAAUCUUAUCAAGAGGAACAACGAGCUGGAGUCGCUAAUGGGGAAACUGAUUCAGACUUGUCAACACGUGGAGGUGAAUGCAUCCCGCCAGGAGGGCAAGCUAAUGGAUGAGUGCGACAUCCUGAUCGAAAUCAUUCAGCAGAGGAGACAGAUCAUUGGUAACAAAAUCAAGGAGGGGAAGGCACAAAGGCUUCGCAAGCUGGCCCAACAAAUCUCCAACUGCCAGCAGUGCAUCGAAAGGUCCUCUGUACUUAUCACACAAGCAGACCAGACACUGAAAGAGAAUGACCACGCCCGCUUCCUGCAGACCGCCAAGAGCAUCAACGAUAGGGUCUCCAUGGCAACUGCAUCAACCCAAGUACUGAUUCCUGAGAUACACCUGACAGACACAUUUGACAACUUUGCUCUGGACUUCUCCAGAGAGAAGAAACUGCUGGAGAAUCUCGAUUACCUCACCGCUCCAUCUGCUCCAUGCAUUAGGGAAGAGCUGUGCACAGCAUCCUAUGACACCAUCUCGGUCCAUUGGACAUCUGAUGAUGAAUUCACUGUAGUGUCCUACGAGCUCCAGUAUGCCAUCUUCACUGGACAGUCCAACAUUGCCAGUCUGUGCAAUUCUUUAGAGAGCUGGAUGAUAGUGCCCAACAUCAAGCAGAACCAUUACACGGUGCACGGCUUGCAGAGUGGCACCAAGUACAUCUUCGUUGUCAAGGCGAUUAACCAAGCUGGAAGUCGCAGCAGUGAACCCGGAACUCUGAAGACCAACAGCCAACCCUUCAAGUUGGACGCCAAAUCUGCUCACAAGAAGUUAAAAAUCUCCCAUGACAAUUUGACGGUGGAACGGGAUGAGAGCACAUCUAAAAAAGGCCAUAGUCAGGAGCGGUUCUCUAGCCAGAGCAGCUACGGCGUGGUGGGGAAUGUCUACAUUGACAGUGGAAGGCACUACUGGGAGGCACUGAUUGGGGGUAGCACAUGGUACGCUGUGGGAAUUGCAUACAAAUCAGCCCCUAAGCACGAGUGGAUAGGCAAGAACUCCUCCUCCUGGGUGCUCUGUCGAUGCAAUAACUCCUGGGUGGUUCGCCACAACAGCAAGGAGCUGGCCAUUGAGCCUUCACCCCACCUGCGCCGAGUUGGCAUCCUGCUGGACUACGACGCCGGCUACCUGACCUUCUAUGACGCUGUGGGCUCCCAGCACCUGCACACCUUCCACGUCUCCUUUGUCCAGCCUGUAUGCCCUGUGUUCAAUGUGUGGAACAAAUGUCUGACAGUCCUUUCGGGCCUCCCCAUCCCUGACCACCUGGAGGGACUGGAGCCUCAAGAGUGAAUGCAAUCACAUACCAUAUCGUCCUGAAAUGAACUUCACAUUCCAUAUUUUCUUUUACUUUCUGUGAUUUACUUGGGCACUCACCCAACAGUCUCGAUACAUAGUAUUAUUUGUGACUGUAAUAAUCCUAACCCAAUUGGAUGAAAGCAGGUGACAACUGAAAAUCAUUUCCAAUAAAUUGACAGUUUUGGGUACAGAAAUUUACUCUAGCUAUAUACUGUACAUUUUUACAACAGGAAACAAAGAAGCAUGCACAUUAUUUUGUUUACAGCAUCUUAUCAUUGCACACUGAACAUACUACAUGUACUGUAUUUGUAAACUGUUUUAAUAUUCCCAGUGUUCAUGAUAACUGAAAAGGAGUGAAGUUUGUUUGCACAAUAAAUGUGGGUGUAAAUACUGUAAUAUUAUUUGGCACUUAAAUGGACUGGGAUUGGCGAAGUUUUGAUUUUCUAUUGCUGGCAGUCGAGCAGGUUGUGCCAUUUUUACGUGAUACUUAAACUGUUGACAGAGGUGUAUAUGCUUGUGUUAUUUUGGAAAUUACACAAUUCAAGAUGUUUUCACAUAGUAGUCUUAUAUUAUUGUUUGCUAAGAUAAAAUAUAUACUGUAUAUUCUACUAAUAAAACUGUUCCUUUAUGUCCUUGGAGAGGUAUACAACAUGAUGUCUGUGCUUCACCCUUCCUCUGCAGUUACUGGUAACUUGCAUUUGGGGCAGUUGCCAACCAUGAAAACUCAAUCCUGUACCAAACAAAGUCCUGAGAAAUAAAAAAACUUUGCUAUUUAAGUAACAGUUAAUUCUAAAGCAAAAAAAAUAUAUUUCUAAAGAAAACCAGCACCCUUAAGUCACUUUUGACAGCAAUAAAGUGUAGCGUCUUGAUGUAAAUAGAAAGAUUUGGUUGUAUUUCUUGAUGUCAUUUUGUUGUCAAACCUGGUACAUUUUACAUUUUAAGGUGUGUGUAUCCUGUGUUUCCAUGGGAAGACAUUAUCUCUGUGCUCUAGCUGACACAUAUAAAUUGCUUCAUUUCAUGUUUCCACCUGAGUUCCAUGACAAUUGUUUUGAUGACAUUGUUGGAAAAAAGUGGGGUAAAGAGUGUGCUCUCAAUUGUUGUCAGAGAAAUAUUAAAAAAUCGUCAAAAAUAAAUAUUGAUUUGCACAUUGA
This is a messenger RNA of Doryrhamphus excisus (bluestripe pipefish), 3530 nucleotides long. Its product is annotated as E3 ubiquitin-protein ligase Midline-1-like. Lineage: Eukaryota; Metazoa; Chordata; Actinopteri; Syngnathiformes; Syngnathidae. Gene Ontology annotation, biological process: regulation of microtubule cytoskeleton organization. Gene Ontology annotation, molecular function: zinc ion binding; protein binding. The record is from RefSeq and is a predicted model, not a curated record. Gene Ontology annotation, cellular component: cytoplasm.